CCGAUAACUUAUAUUUGAAACUAGAAAAGAAGUAGGUGCAGGAUGGGCCAUGGAGAGACAGCCCGCAUUCCUUUUAAGUAUAGGAAGCCCGCAUUAAAGGUUGUGGGAAGAGAAUAGAAGAGUCAGUGAUGGGGGCAGAAAGGGAAGGUUUGAGGGGGCAAGUGUAGAGUCUAGAGAAGGCAAGCUGAAUUUGAGGAAGAGGAGGCGGCGCGGAAACUAGUGAAGGAGAAAACAUGGAAAGGGCUAUUGUAUUUGGUGAGCUCCUUCGGAACCUUAGAGAACAAAGGUGUUACGGAACUAUACGCUCUCAAAUUCACACUAAGCACUAAAUUCCCGCCGCUAUGGUACAUUCUGGAGAAAGGAAAAACAGCAGAGUCUGGACCCUAGAAAGCUCACAGCGUGGUGGAGGAAGUGAGAAGUAGAAUUGGGCUAUUUGCUGAAGCUUCUUGGUGGCCCUUGCUAGCCCAGGAAGAAACUUACAUUUUGAUUUUUUUGUACCAUGGCUUUGGUUCACAAAUUGCUGCGUGGUACUUAUAUUCUCAGAAAAUUCUCUAAGCCAACUUCUGCCUUAUAUCCAUUUUUGGGUGUUCGCUUUGCAGAGUAUUCCAGUAGUCUUCAGAAACCAGUGGCUUCUCCUGGCAAAGCCUCCUCACAGAGGAAGACUGAAGGGGAUUUGCAAGGAGAUCACCAGAAAGAAGUUGCUUUGGAUAUAACUUCUCCUGAGGAGAAGCCUGAUGUUAGUUUCGAUAAAGCAAUUAGAGAUGAAGCAAUGUACCAUUUUAGGCAUUUGAAGGAUGAAAUUGUGGCUCAUUGGAGAGGACCGGAAGGCCGCCCUCUGCAUGACGUCUUGCUGGAACAAGCCAAGGUUGUCUGGCAGUUCCGGGGGAAAGAAGAUUUGGAUAAGUGGACAGUGACUUCUGAUAAGACGAUUGGAGGCAGAAGUGAAGUGUUUUUGAAAAUGGGCAAGAAUAACCAAAGUGCACUGCUAUAUGGAACUCUGAGCUGUGAGGCGCCUCAGGACGGGGAGUCUACCCGAAGUGGGUACUGUGCAAUGAUAUCCAGGAUUCCAAGGGGUGCUUUUGAGAGGAAGAUGUCUUAUGAUUGGUCCCAGUUCAAUACUCUGUAUCUCCGUGUACGUGGGGAUGGUCGGCCUUGGAUGGUGAAUAUCAAGGAGGACAUAGAUUUCUUCCAGAGGAGGAAUCAGAUGUACAGUUACUUCAUGUUCACCCGUGGGGGACCCUACUGGCAGGAGGUCAAGAUUCCUUUUUCCAAAUUUUUCUUCUCUAAUCGAGGAAGAAUCCGGGAUGUUCAGCAUGAGCUUCCGCUUGAUAAGAUCUCUUCUAUAGGAUUCACCUUGGCUGAUAAAGUGGAUGGUCCAUUCUUCCUGGAGAUAGAUUUUAUUGGCGUGUUUACUGAUCCAGCUCAUACGGAAGAAUUUGCCUAUGAAAAUUCUCCAGAGCUUAACCCAAGGCUUGUUAAAUAAAGAUCAUAUGGUAGUUUUGUUUUACUAAUCUAAGGAUACUAGCAUCUACAAUGAUAUAGACAAAAUAAAAUAUUUCUUUAAUGGCAUCCA
This is a messenger RNA of Nomascus leucogenys (northern white-cheeked gibbon), 1573 nucleotides long. RefSeq names its product NADH:ubiquinone oxidoreductase complex assembly factor 1 (gene NDUFAF1). Bases 500 to 1483 code for a protein of 327 amino acids. NCBI's taxonomy places the organism in Eukaryota, Metazoa, Chordata, Mammalia, Primates, Hylobatidae. The record is from RefSeq and is a predicted model, not a curated record. The transcript has 5 exons. Gene Ontology annotation, biological process: mitochondrial electron transport, NADH to ubiquinone; mitochondrial respiratory chain complex I assembly. Gene Ontology annotation, cellular component: mitochondrion.